CGGGACUCCGAAGGUGCAAUCCCUCAACCUCGAACAACAGACAAAAAGACCGCCUCAUGUAUCCCGGACCUUCCGGGACCAGGAAGCAACAAUAAAUGGGUUGCUUGACCAGGUAGAUGGCAUAAAUGCGUUCCUAGGUACAGCACGACAAACGUCGCAGCCGUUGAAGUCGGGAACAGAGCAGCAGUACCAAGAACCACACGAUCAUGCUGCGAGAAGCCAUGUCUCCAGCGCAAACUACGACGUCUAAACCCACCUUCCCCCUCUACCUCCUCCCCUCGCUGCGCAUUCCCUUCGCCCGUCGGCGCACUUCCGGGCCAUCGACGGGCGAUACUGCUUCCUGGUCACAAUCCGCAUCGCCCGUGACAACCAGUGCCGCCCCCUCCCUGUCCGCGUCCCCAGCAUCGACUUGCCCGACGUCCCCCACCACACCCACCUCCGCCCGCCGCCUGUCUCGUGCCCGGCCCGACACCCUCCGCUGCCGCUCCUGCUCCGUCGACCUGGCUUUCCACUCGCAGAUCGUGAGCAAGUGCUUCACGGGCCGCAACGGCCGCGCCUACCUCGUCGCGCCGCCCUCGCCGCACGCGACGCCCUCCUGCCCGGCCUCCCCGCUCAACAGCGACGACCACGACAGCGGCCAGUCAGAAACUGGCACCGCGCGGACAACCACGACGACGACAACAACAACAACAACAACAAGCAGCAGGGCGGCAGACCUUAUUAACAUCCGCGUCGGCGAACCGGAGACCCGCUCGCUCAUCACGGGCGUGCACGUCGUGGCCGACAUCAGCUGCGCCGUGUGCGGCGCCACGGUGGGGUGGAAGUACCUUGACGCGCGGGAGUGGUCGCAGAAGUACAAGGUGGGCAAGUUCAUUCUCGAGACGAGGAGGGUGGUGGGCCACAGCGGGUGGGAGGACGUCGUGGGCGACGAUGACGGGGAUGCGCUGCCAGCGGCCGGCGGCUAUCAGGAGGAUGUCGGAAAUGAUCCGUGGAGUCUGGAAAGGCGAGACGGAGAUGAUGAGGUAAUCGUGUUCGACUCGGAGGAUGAGGAUGAGUGUGAGGAUAUGUUUCUCGGGGUGUGGGAUCCCAAGGUUGUGGCCAGGCGGAGGAAGAGCAAGAGUGGAAACGCGAGGCGGUGGUGGUAAUUUUUAUUUUUCUUUUCUUUUUCGCCUUUUCUUCCUUUCUUGCUUAUCGGAAACUGGUUAAUUCUUCUUUGAUGAUCUGGAACUGGCUCACCGGGUGGCAUAGAGUGAGGGCACCGGGAGACACGAUAGGAAAUGGUUUAAGGGAUGGCGAACAUCGAUACCCCGGAGAUAAUGGAGGCUUAGUCUGGAAAAAGUUGGAAACACAACUGUCGACGUUGUAAAGGUCGGGAGGUACAAAGAACACUGGCGUUCGGAUACACUGGCUUCAAACACUUUGUGUUGAGCUUUCGAGCUCUGAAUCAAACGGCAUCAAACAUUGG
This is a messenger RNA of Thermothelomyces thermophilus ATCC 42464, 1465 nucleotides long. RefSeq lists its product as uncharacterized. The transcript has a single exon. The record is from RefSeq and is a predicted model, not a curated record. Bases 207 to 1145 code for a protein of 312 amino acids. NCBI's taxonomy places the organism in Eukaryota, Fungi, Ascomycota, Sordariomycetes, Sordariales, Chaetomiaceae.